GAAGUGGUCAUUGCAGUUCAUGGCUCACUUGCAAAACGGUUCGAGAAAGCCCCGGUCCGCCGCCGUCUCUGCAGCCAAGAAGACCAAGCCACAGGCCGGUCUGCACUCGGGUGAAAAUGGCAUCGCAAGAGACGAGAAGAGGGCGUGGAUUGACAUAUACAACCAUGCCAGAUCCAGAUGGACGGCCUCAGACAGGGAGGUCGAUGUCACGGUAGGCCCCAAGUGGCAAGAAACACGGCAAUGAUCUGUUGUCUCUUACGUGUGUUUGGCUGUUUGGUCCAGGGCCUGGUGGGCAGCCUGAGGUCCCUUCGCCCAGCAAAGCCCUCACGAAUGACUACGCAUGACAUCGUUGACCGAAACCUCAAGUAUGAGCGUGGCAACAGGAUGUCAUUUCCUCUCCCUAUCCGGCCGCAGUCAGCCGGCAGCAGGAGCAGAAGGCUCCAUCCGCUGCUGGAGCUCGGUCGGCUGCAGGGCAACGUCCACUUAUCGCAGCUCAUGACUCGGACUCGGGCCGACUCGCAGACACUGGACUACUUCCGCAGACCAGAGGACCGCCUGGCUUUUUUCCACUCCCAGCCACCUGUUCAGACAGUCACACUGAUAGACAAGGAGAGGCGCCUGGAUGGCGCCAGGUUGCGGGAGAAGGGCGGCGAGAGGGCUGAUAGGAAGAAGCGGGCGAGGAGGCGGCAGAGACGUGGGAGGAAGGGCGGGGUGCUGGAGAUGAUCGCAUUCUAUGAGUCGAAAGGGCGCGACUGGCGGGGGCUGCCGCUCGCAUUCAACCAGAGAGAAGGUACUUACACCUAGACCACUUCACUCACUCAGUCGGCUGGAAUGAGAUCCGAUCGAUGCUAUCUAUAUUCCCUUCUUCUCUACCUGCCUCCCUGCCUGCCGUAUUCAGAGACGUAUUGCGCCCCGAAGGACCGGUAUUCCCUCCGUGACAUUAUCGAGUCGAUGCCAAUUCGCACGCCGACCAUCCCUUCAUCCACACGUCCCACCACCGCCCGAGGCCGCACCUCAACCUCACCCACCUCCCCUUUCCCAUCACGGCCGACAUCCCCCCGAUACGCCGGCCGUCCCGUCUCUGCGCGGUCUGCCUGGGCAUGCGACACGAGCACGUCAGUCGGGAGAGGCAGCUCUCACCCCGUGUCUCGUCCGCUGAGUGCCCAGCGGGGCGCACGGCAUGAUGCUAUGGUGCCGCGUGUUGGGGCUGAGCGGGUGGUGGAGGACGAGAGGAGACACCAGGCCAGAGAAGAGUCAGGCCGGUCAGAGGCAGCGAGAGGGGAGGAUGUGCAGGUGGUGUGUGUGGCUGAUGAGGGUGAGACGGAUGAGAGAGAUGAGAGUGACUCGCUUGAGUCGUGGGGUCUGUACGAGUCGAAGAGGGAUUUGGAUACGUGUGAGAGGAUGCUCGAGAGGAGGACCAACGUCAAUGUGUAUGGGCUCAUGUUCAGCUGAUGUGGGUGUGCACGUGUCAACGCUGCAAGAAAGAUUGGCAUGGGUUUCGAGAGCAACACAUCUGUCCACUGAGUGAGUCCCCCCCUCACACCCCCAUGUUUACGUGCAGGGACGCACGGCAAUUCACAGUCAGUCUGGUAUGUCACACAUGGCAGAAAGACAGGCAGGCAGGCAGGCACACACAAAUAGGUAGAU
Vitrella brassicaformis is the source of this 1647-nucleotide messenger RNA. Lineage: Eukaryota; Vitrellaceae. The record is from the annotation of a GenBank genome assembly.